AUGAACAAACGUUCAUUCAAAUACGCCUGGGUGCUCGACAAACUGAAAGCCGAGCGUGAACGUGGUAUCACCAUCGAUAUUGCUCUCUGGAAAUUCGAAACAAACAAGUACUACUGCACAGUCAUCGACGCUCCUGGUCACCGUGAUUUCAUCAAGAACAUGAUCACCGGAACUUCUCAAGCCGACUGUGCUGUUCUCAUCAUCGACUCCACCACCGGUGGCUUCGAAGCUGGUAUUUCCAAAGAUGGUCAAACCCGUGAACACGCUCUCCUCGCUUUCACUCUCGGUGUCAAACAGAUGAUCUGUUGCUGCAACAAAAUGGACGCCACUACUCCCAAAUACUCAAAAGCCAGAUACGAUGAAAUCACGAAGGAAGUCUCAACCUACCUCAAGAAAGUCGGUUACAACCCUGACAAAAUCCCAUUCGUCCCAAUCUCUGGAUUCGAAGGUGACAACAUGAUUGAAAGGUCAACAAAUCUCGAUUGGUACAAGGGCCCAACUCUCCUCGAAGCUCUUGACCAAAUCAACGAGCCAAAACGUCCCACAGACAAACCACUUCGUCUCCCACUUCAAGAUGUUUACAAAAUCGGUGGAAUUGGAACUGUUCCAGUCGGGCGGGUCGAAACCGGUAUUAUCAAACCCGGAAUGGUCGUCACCUUUGGCCCAACCGGUUUAACAACUGAAGUGAAGUCCGUUGAAAUGCAUCAUGAAGCUUUGUUGGAAGCUCUACCAGGUGACAAUGUUGGAUUCAAUGUGAAGAAUGUUGCUGUGAAGGAUAUCAAGCGUGGGUAUGUUGCUUCGAAUUCUAAAGAUGAUCCUGCUAAAGGUGCUGCGAGUUUUACUUCUCAGGUGAUUAUCAUGAACCACCCGGGUCAGAUUGGAAACGGGUAUGCUCCGGUGUUGGAUUGCCACACGUCUCAUAUUGCUGUGAAGUUUGCUGAGAUUUUGACAAAGAUUGAUAGAAGGUCUGGGAAGGAGAUUGAGAAGGAACCGAAGUUUUUGAAGAAUGGUGAUGCUGGAAUGGUGAAGAUGAUGCCGACUAAGCCUAUGGUGGUGGAGACUUUUUCUGAGUAUCCCCCGUUGGGGAGGUUUGCUGUGAGGGAUAUGAGGCAGACUGUGGCUGUUGGUGUUAUCAAGAGUGUGGAUAAGAAGGAUCCUACUGGUGCUAAGAUUACCAAGGCUGCUGCGAAGAAGAAAUGA
Messenger RNA from Lactuca virosa, 1200 nucleotides. The record is from the annotation of a GenBank genome assembly. NCBI's taxonomy places the organism in Eukaryota, Viridiplantae, Streptophyta, Magnoliopsida, Asterales, Asteraceae.